CACCACCACCACUACCUUCCUCCUGUCUAUUCUUCCCCAAGUCACACAACUCCUCUUUCGAUCCCCCACCCGACAUCAUGACUUCGAGCGUCGCCUCUAAACGCCUGUUCCAGGAAUACAAAUCCCUCCUCACAAAUCCCCCCGAUGGCAUCACCGCAGGUCCUGUCACCGAAGAAGAUCUGUUUAUUUGGGAAGCCUUGAUCCAAGGUCCUGAAGGCACUCCUUUUGAAGGUGGCAUCUUUCCCGCAGAACUCAAGUUCCCCAAAGACUACCCUCUGAACCCCCCCAAAAUGAAGUUUCUAGGCGAGAUUUGGCAUCCCAACGUCUAUGCCAAUGGAGAAGUGUGUAUCUCCAUCCUCCACCCGCCCGGCGAUGACCCCAACCAUUAUGAGAGCGCAUCUGAGCGGUGGUCCCCAAUCCAAAGUGUGGAAAAGAUCUUGAUCUCCGUCAUGUCCAUGUUGGCCGAACCCAACGAUGAGAGUCCUGCGAAUGUUGAGGCUGCAAAGAUGUGGAGAGAUCGACGAGCCGACUUUGAAAAGAAAGUAAGACAAGGCGUCCGACGUUCACUGGGCCUAUGAUAAUUCCAACAUCAUCAAUUUCUCAACAUUUCGGUCAAAUAGGCCAUCAUCCCUCCUUCCACGUCAUCCAGAGCCUGUAUCUCGGCUUUUCGGUUCAACAACAACAUACGCUGCAACUCGACAUGGCAACCCACAAGGCACGGCAGGAUAUUACCGGAUUCAUCCCGCCACUCAUGACUGUUGAGGAUGGAUGCUGCCACAGCUCGGUCACGUGGUGUCAGAGGGAGGGAUAGACUGAAGUCAUGGCAUGUCUGCAAGAGAUGGCGGUAGCGAAGGCCAAUCCAUUUCAUCUCGGGAAGAUUGCAUUCUUGCUCAUGGGCUAAGGUCUUUGACCCAUACACGUAACAUUUCAGUAUGCGCAUACCAUCUGGAUCGAGAUCAAACAAGCCCCAGAGUGGAACUGGUGGUGAGAGCUCAUCACAGAGCGUGCGGAGGAACUUGCGAGUCGCAAGAUCGGGAUAUCCUUUGGCCUGUGACGAAUCAGCACGAGGAUGGAAUACCCCAUGUGAGGUCCGCAUACUGUCACAAUGAUACCAGACCCGAGCGUUGGAUGGAGGUGCAAGCUUUGCUCGACUAAAGCUUUCAAGGUUGCCUGAAUUUGUCAGUUCAGGUCAGGUUUGCAAUGAGCAUAUCAAUCGUCCACCUCUUUCUCAACAACGAGUAUCCAUCUGACGUGACCUAAUGCAUCCAAGUGGGCGUGUGGAAACAUGUCUGGUAUCGUGAUGACUUCGUUCUUGAAUCCCGCCACCAAUCCUUUGGGGCUUGCCACCUGUCGGUGUCAGCAAUCAGCGAGUGGGUGACAAUCCAGACGAUCAAAACCUACCACGUGAAGGUCCAAUCUUCUGACACCACAAGUAUGAGCUAUGUCAUCAACCAGACGAUCGACCAGCCCUUGGUGUUUGAAGAGUGAAGGGUCAUGGUAAUAGAUGUCCCUGUGCGAGUUCAAUCCAAAUUGCGGUACAACUUCGAUCGUCCAGGGAGCUGCCUCUCCUACCUUUUGGUGACCAGAAUGCCACUUUGAACGGCAGCAUAGAUCUCUCCGAGCACGCGGCCGAGACAAGCUGAAGUCGGGAGAUACAUGGGUAAGAACGCGCGGCCGUGUCAUGUCAUAGGUGUUAGGUACCUACCAAAUCUCCACGCCUCAUCUUUGUUCUUGCCAGGAAACGAGUAAGAAAUUGGACGAUCCUCAAUAUGCCAUUUUAGUCUCAUAUAGUCGGAGUGGUCAUAGUAUGGCUUGAUGGCAGUGAUGCGUCUUAGAGUGAUGACUGGCUUGCCAUAUGGCCGGACUCGGAUCUCUUGGAUGAUGUUGUCAAACGUGCUUUCAAUGUAGUUUAUGACUUUCUGGUGGGCUAAUGAGACAUGGACCGGUGCCUGACGGGUCGAUGGCUCCAAGUCGACGUUAAAAGUCAUGUGGGAGUCUGUCCUGGUUGACUCCAUCAUAUUUUUCGUCCACAUGCCUAGACAUAUGUGUCGUCGUAGUAGUGUUCUUAGAGACUCCAAAGGGAUUGACAAGAAGCCAAAUAUCCA
Molecule: messenger RNA, 2105 nt
Organism: Exophiala mesophila
Lineage: Eukaryota; Fungi; Ascomycota; Eurotiomycetes; Chaetothyriales; Herpotrichiellaceae
Exons: 2
Coding region: 78-578 (166 amino acids)
Cellular component (GO): cytosol; endoplasmic reticulum
Source: RefSeq, a predicted model, not a curated record